Danaus plexippus (monarch butterfly) is the source of this 3856-nucleotide messenger RNA. Its product is annotated as SUN domain-containing ossification factor. Gene Ontology annotation, cellular component: membrane; cytoplasm. The transcript is spliced from 4 exons. The record is from RefSeq and is a predicted model, not a curated record. The coding region runs from base 458 to 3601 and encodes 1047 amino acids. Gene Ontology annotation, biological process: protein folding in endoplasmic reticulum. NCBI's taxonomy places the organism in Eukaryota, Metazoa, Arthropoda, Insecta, Lepidoptera, Nymphalidae.
GUAGAGCGCGUGCCCGCGUACGAGACGGACGUGUCAUUCGUAUGUUACAACGUAACACGGAAACCGAGCAACGUUUCUAAACCUGUGACAGUUUGAAUCUGUGUGUGUUUUGAAAGGUGAUCUGUUAGCGGCUACACACGGACGUCUCAAAUAUUAUCACUCUAACACAGUGAUUUGAAUUCAAUGACAAGGGAUUUUAGUUUUAUUGUAAUAUAGAUCGAUUCAAAAAGCACGAGUCUCAGCAAAUUGUCAGUUCAUACGAAGUGAAACGAAAACAUUUGUAAUCGGUGACUCCCGAAGGAUUUGAGUUGUUUAAGGUGUUGCGAGGACUGGGUAUAUAAUAAAUGUUGUAGAGGUGUGUGUGUGCGUGUAUGUGUAUGAGUGUGGUGUGUGUGGGUGGGUGAUAAGUUCGGGUGUGGUGGGUGCUCCCCGCCAAUGCGGCGGCGGCGCGGGCGGUAUGUCGCCGCCGCGGGCGCUGCUGGCGGCUCUCCUGCUCUGCCAACUGCUGUCCUACGGCGGCCAUCAGGGGCUCACCAAAAUAUUCUACACGUUACCUGAUACGGGACAGCCACCGAUACUCAUCUCUUUGACGGAGAACGCAAAGUUGGAUUUAAGACCACCGGAAGAUUUAUUGUUCGUAAAUGACUCGGAACAGCACAACGAAACGUCGAGCUUCGCGAUCGCCAGCUCCGAUGAAAAUGAGGAGGACAAAAUAAUAACGGACCCCGUGGAAAAGGAGAGUACGGAACCCAGGCUCAUAGUAAAAGCAAAGUCCAUGCAUGAAACAAGACAACUGGAUGAAGCAUUUCAAAGCACCACCGCUACUCCGGAUGUGGAAUCCAUAACUGAAUCUCACGAAGAGGAAAAGCUGGAAGAAAACAUUCCAAUAAAACCGGAAACACCUCAAGAGGAUAUACCCUCGUUCUCGGAAUGGGCGCAAAAACAAUUAGCUGAGGCUGAGAAGAAAGAUACCGUUUUGAAUCAUUCAAGUCAACCUAGUCAUAGUAAUACAAAUAUUAGCAGCAAAAGCACCAAAUUGCGGUCGAAAAAUUAUGCUUCGCUUGCGUGCGGAGCGAAAGUCGUCGCCGUGAACCCUGAAGCGGGAUCCGCCAGCUCUAUUCUGUCUCCCAACAGAGACGAGUACAUGCUGAACACGUGUAACAGUCGAAUAUGGUUCGUCGUGGAGCUUUGUGAAGCUGUCCAAGCACAAAAAAUAGAAAUAGCUAAUUUUGAGCUGUUCUCAUCAACUCCGAAGGACAUCGCUGUAUAUUUCAGCGAUCGUUUUCCUACUCGGGAAUGGGCCAGUGUCGGCCAGUUUACCGCAGAAGAAAUGAGAGACGUACAAAGCUUUGAUCUGUACCCUCACUUGUUCGGCAAAUUUAUUAAAGUCGAGAUGCUCUCUCACCACGGCUCCGAACAUUACUGUCCCAUAUCAUUAUUCAAAGUGUACGGCACUUCUGAAUUUGAAGUAUUGGAAAAAGAGAGCUCUCAACAUUCAGCUCACGUAGAUGACGACGAAGACGAUGAGAUAAUAGACGUCCCCGACAUACCCGCGGCAGAAACUGAGCCCUCGAAGAAUCUGUUUGGAUCCGCGAGGGACGCCGUCAUGUCUAUUAUGAAGAAAGCUGCUCAAGCGUUAGUCAAAACAGAAGUUCCUAAAAAUAUAUCGAGUGAACGUAACGACACUUCUACGGACAAUAUGUACAAGAAAUGUUGCUCGCCCAGCCAUAUUAUAGUGUGUGACAAUUGCAGCGAAACUCUUUACAAUGACGUUUACGAACUGCUUAGUUGUAGCACGGAUAGGCUUACGAGUUUAUUGCGGCAGGUGUUCUUAAAGGAUACUUUAAAGUGUACUAGUGUGUGCCAGAUGUACGGGUUGGACUUUAAAAGUACAAAGACAAUCGAAUUUCACGAAGAGCGCGUAGCAUACAUCAACGCUUUAUUCCCGCCCAAAUACUUAGCAGCUUUGUGUAACAUUUUAGCCAUUAAAGAAAAAAAAGUCGUACUAAACACAAGCUUUGAGACUGAAACGAAUGUUACAUCAAACAUAACUGUGGAGGAGUCGACGCAGAACGUGAACAGCAACAUAAAUACCGAACAAGAUCUGACUCCCAUUAGAAGCAACGAAACGGACGAUCAUAAAGACAACGAUGCGACGCACGUGGAAGACAAGAACGUGACGCCAGAACAAGCCCCGGAAUAUGUUACGGAAACAACCACAGAUGAUAGCAAAGUUGAAAUUUGCAAAGACGACAUUCAGCCGACGUUAGACGAGAAGCAAACAGCACCAGAGCCCCAAGAAGAUGCUUUGGCUGAAGAGAAACAAGGAGACGCGCUCAGUGAAAACGAAACAAAGGAUUCGUCCAACGGAAAGGACGCUACGGAAAAGUCGAAAGAAACAGCAAAUAACGCAGAUGAAAUAAGCGAUCAAGUUAUAAUGGACAGCGAUAGUUUCAUAUCCGACUUAGACCAAAUAGCGGUGGACCCCACACCCGCGGGAAACACGGCCGCGGUGAGCCACAACCAGGCUCAGGCGACCUUACAGAAGGAAUCGGUGUUUCUGAGGCUGUCGAAUAGAGUUAAGACACUAGAAAGAAACAUGUCCUUGUCAGGGCAAUAUUUGGAGGAAUUGAGUAGAAGAUACAAGAAGCAAGUGGAAGAAAUGCAGAGGUCUUUCGAGAAGACCAUGCUGCAAGUGACUGAGGAGAGAAGAAAGAGCAACGAACGCGAACAAAAAUAUCUCGAACAAAUGACCGUAUUACAAGAACAGCUCUCACAGGUGACGCUCGCCAUAACCAUACUCAUGGAAGAGAGAGACGGCUGGUUUGGAAACAUCACUUUCGUCAAAUUUAUAAUAUACCAAGCCGUAAUAUUUGCUUUGGCAUUCUACUACAUGACCAAGAGAAAGCAAGAAACUGUCGUCGCGCCCGUGCCAAAGAAAAUAAAGAAAAAACAAGACAGGUUUAGAAGGAAGUCAGUGGAAGGCGUCAGCGGGCAUUCCACGCCAUCCGUUAAGAAGAGGCGGCCGAGUGAGGAAGCGUUCCAGAUAGCGAGGCUGUCGUGUGAUGACAACGAAUGUGACGAAGCUCCUGGGGAGUGGCAAGUGGCCAAGAAGAAUAGGAGGAGAAAAACGUCCAUAGUUCACAGAAAUUUAGAACUAGAGGUAAAAACCAUACACAAUCAGGAAGGGUUGCUACAGCUACAGGAAAACACCAUAACGUUAGACGAAGCUGAAUUCUUGGCUCCGGUAUCGGAGCCAAAGGAAUUUACCGAGAAUGAGGUGAAAGAAAAGGAGUUACCGAAGACUAACGGCUCUUUCUUUAACAAUUUAAAAAAUAAGACGAUGAAGACGAGACGGUUGUCGUCUCCGGCCUUCCUGAGGACCUUCAACCGUCAGAGCGUCCGAAGCACGCCCAGCCCGGACGUCAGGAACAUCGAGCCGAUAUUCAACGGGAAGAUAAGCAAGAAAGCCGCUUCCGAGUCACCCACGGGCAGUCUGUGGUCCGAGUCCACGGACAUCUCGCAGAACGGACACUCGGAGAACGGCAACGGCAACAAGAAGAAGAAAAGCCUCAAGAACAUACUUAGAAAAGUAUUUUGAGAACUCUGAAUGUGUUUUAUAUGUGCUUAAUAUAUACGCGUUAUAUGUCUUAUACUGUUUCUAACUAUUAUGUAUAGUGUCCGUGACGCCGCGCGGGCGGCGAUUGUGAUAAAUUAGUGAAGCUAAUGCUAUUUCAUUUUGUAUCAGCUGAAUGUUCGUGGGGAUGCCAGUAUUUUAUGAAUGACAACACGUCGGAGGCAAGUCGAGCGAGUUCGGUUAUCAAAGAAACGGCAUUAAAUGCGUUAAUUUUAUUUA